AUGGAUACAAAUUUAGACAAUUGUAACGAUUCGAGAGAGUGCGCCAAUUGUGGCACUAAUUCAACGCCUUUAUGGCGCCGAUACGGUCCCGGCCACUUUCUAUGCAACGCUUGCGGUCUCUAUCAACGUGUUAACGGCAAUCAUAGGCCACUGGUCAGGAAUAUACGGCGAUUGUCGUCCACUACCAGACGUAUCGGCCUGUCGUGCGCCAACUGCGGUACAAAAAACACGUCAAUGUGGCGCCGAAAUUCGGUGGGCGACUCUGUAUGCAACGCUUGUGGCCUCUAUUUUCGGCUGAACGGUGUCAAUCGGCCGGUGGCCAUGCGCAAGGAGUCGAUACGGACCCGCAAACGUCGGACCAAAUCUAUGGGACCAAUCAUUAUCAACAGUGGCCAUCAUCAUCACCAUCUUGGCGGCGGCGUCGGUGGCAGCGGUAUCAAUGGUCUUCACCAUUUAAACAAUAUCUCAAUGACCGGCAACGGUGGCGGCAUCGGCAACGGUAACUGUGCGCCGCCAAUGUCAUCGUCGUCGACUAGUAGUGUACACCAAAUGGACGGUUAUGUACUGAACAAUAGCGACUACAAUCGGCUGCUACUAUCGGAAACGGCUGCCUUAAGACACGGACUAAUGGAUCCGAUGGUCGUCGUCGACUCCAAGAGCCAUCAUCAUCACCAGUCGUCGUCGUCGUUGAACAAUACAUCCCAACUGUUAUACAGUGCCUAUAAUAACGGCAUUCAUAAUCACAACAACAAUAGCAAUACCGGUGCCGACAGUCAAUUACCUCCUCCUCAUAGUAAUAGCAAUAGUAAUCACAAUAACAAUACCAUCACCACAUCAUCAUCAUCACCAUCAUCGCCACCACCACUACCAACAACAACAAGAACAACGACAACGCCAGCAAUCAAUGGUAACAACAGUAAUAGCAGUCAUUAUUAUCCGUUUGGUGCCGAUUUCGGACGCUUUGGUCCGCAUCAUCAUCACAUGUCGGCCACAUCACCGACAACGGUAACUGCAACGGCCAUCCAGACGGCUGCUGCUGCUGCUGGUGGUGGUCAUCACCAUCAUCAUCAUCACCACCAUCAUCCACCUCCUCCUCAUCCUCAUCAUCAUCACCCAAAUGCUUAUACGCCUCCGGCACCACCACCACCACCGCCGCCAACUGGCCUGAGCUAUCCAUCGUACUUGACGUCCACUAUAGGCAGCCAGAAUCAAGCGUUUCUAUUGGACGGCACAGGUAUUGGACAUCCGCAUCAUCAUCACCCCCAUCAUCCCCAUCAUCCACAUAGAUAUAAUACAGACCUGACAACAACACCAAUACCAACGCUGGGCACCGGUAGUCGUAACAGUCAUCAUAAUCAUCAUCACGAGUCGACAGUUCUAUGA
Messenger RNA from Oppia nitens, 1383 nucleotides. Its product is annotated as GATA-binding factor A-like. Gene Ontology annotation, biological process: cell fate commitment; negative regulation of transcription by RNA polymerase II; positive regulation of transcription by RNA polymerase II. The transcript is spliced from 3 exons. Lineage: Eukaryota; Metazoa; Arthropoda; Arachnida; Sarcoptiformes; Oppiidae. The record is from RefSeq and is a predicted model, not a curated record. The coding region runs from base 1 to 1383 and encodes 460 amino acids. Gene Ontology annotation, molecular function: zinc ion binding; RNA polymerase II cis-regulatory region sequence-specific DNA binding; DNA-binding transcription factor activity, RNA polymerase II-specific.